This is a messenger RNA of Stegodyphus dumicola, 2445 nucleotides long. RefSeq names its product CWF19-like protein 2. Gene Ontology annotation, cellular component: post-mRNA release spliceosomal complex. NCBI's taxonomy places the organism in Eukaryota, Metazoa, Arthropoda, Arachnida, Araneae, Eresidae. Gene Ontology annotation, biological process: mRNA splicing, via spliceosome. The record is from RefSeq and is a predicted model, not a curated record.
AAGAAGAAAAAAAAGCAUAAGAAGCAAAAGCGUUCUAAAACCAGUUCUGAUGAAAGUGGUUCAGAUAAUUAUGAAAUGGAAUGGGUUGAAGCCGAAGCCCCAAGUACAGAAGUAGCUCUAGCUACAGUUAAAGAUAAAAGAGAGGAUUGGAUGAAUGAGGAGGAUUUUGUAUCUACAGUGAGCAAGGAAGAUAUGAAGAGUGGAAGUUCUCGAAUGAGAAAAAAGGAAAUAGAUGAUGAGAAAAGAGCACAAGAAAAGAAAAUUCAAGAUCAGCGGGAACUAAAUCCAUAUUGGAAAAAUAAUGGAAAAGGUCUUCCAGAAGAAGAAACAAAUGCUUCAAAUUCAUCCCUGCCUUCUACAUCAGUAGGAGAUGGAGGUUAUAGUUGGUUGAAAAAGGCAUAUUUACGAAUUAAAGAACGAGCCCAGGAAGAAGGCCGAUCCAUGGAAGAAAUUGCAGUUGAAAGAUGGGGUUCAUUGGAUAAACUUCUAUCAAUGAUAAAAGAAGCUGAAAGUCGAUUGAAAAGCAAUUCCUCUAAGUAUAGUGAUAGUUAUGAAAGAAGACAUGAAGACGGAAACAAAGAUACGAGAAAUGUGAAGUUCAGAGCUCCGUCUGAUGAUAAGUCUAACCAGAGUUCAAGUCCCGAGAGAUCAAUGAAAUAUCAGAAACCAAAACAUGAUUCAAAAUCACGGCACAAAUCUAACUAUUUCAGCAGUUCCAGAUCAUCUAAAACUGAUAAAGUCAGAUCAGAUAGUGUAGAAAGAACAAAAUAUUCAUCACAUAAUUCUUUUAACAGGAAUUCAGAAGAACGUUUUCAAGAAGAGAGAAUUAUCUCAUCUGACAGACCAGCCUGGAAGAAACCAGGCUAUGGAAAUGAAGCCAGUAAAGAACGGAAAAGACAUGAUGGAAAUGCAGAAAAGAAAGAAAUAAAGUAUUCCUCUGGUAGAGAACCACAUCAACCAGUUUGGAAGAAGCCUAAGUCUGCGAAUGAAACAUAUUCAUCUUAUCAAAGAGAACAGGUACCAGCUUGGAAAAAGCCUAAACCUGUGACUGAAACGGAUUCACCUUCCAGAGAACCACAAAUACCAACCUUGAUGAAGCCUAAAUCUCUGGAUGAAACAGAAGCACUGAAAAAAAAGAAAAAUUAUGAGUCUGAGGAAAUGGCGAGAUGUGAAAAUUCACCACAGUCAGAUGAUCGUCCAGUUACAUAUACUGAUGAUGAUUUGAAUCAUUUGGCUGCAAAUUAUUUAAGAGCAGAAUUAAAUGGUGAUCUUGUUACAGCAUCAAAAUUUAAAAAGCAACUAGAAGAGGCACGCCAUUUAGUAGCUAAUAAUACUAAUAAGUGUGUACGUGCUAAGCGGCAGGUGGAAGUAAUGCUAACUAAGUUAGACAGCAGAGGAUUUGCGCGCCCUGUUCGGUUGAGCCAUCAAGAAUAUCCAAAAUUUAAGGAUAAAAAGUCAAAUAAAUAUUUUGAUGAUACAAGCAAAUACUCAUUAAAGCAGAUGUUUGAAAGAGAAAGACUUACUACAACUGAAGAUAAUCUUGAAAUGUUCUUGGAUGUUGCUGCAGAGUGUAAGGAAGAUUCUGAAGUGGAUAAUGAACAAGGUUAUGUCUCAAAGAAAGUAACCCAAAAAAUGGAUCAUAGUCGGCAAGAGGAGAGAGACAUUGGCAAAGCUAUUCGUCAACAUCAGCGACUUAAUGCAGCUCUUGAGAAAUGUGAAUAUUGUUUAGAUCAACCUAGUAUGAAAAGAUAUGUAUUGGUGGACAUUAGAGAUCAGAUUUAUUUGUGUCUACCAAGUUACCAGUCCCUGGUGGAAAAUCAUUGUUUAAUUGUACCAAAACAGCAUGUUUCAUCCUUUCUGGCACUGGAUGAAGAUGUAUGGACAGAAGUUGAGGUAUAUCAUAUGAAAUACCAGUUAAGAAAAUGGUUUAGGACACAAGAGAAAAAUGUCAUUUUUAUUGAAACGAGCAUGAAUUUUCGUUACUGCCCACAUGCUGUUUUGGAAUGCAUUCCUGUUCCUGAAGAAGAAGGAGAUAUGGCUCCAUUUUAUUUCAAAAAAGCCAUUCAAGAAUCAGAAGUUGAAUGGGCACAUAAUCAAAAGUUAGUGGAUCUGACUAAAAAGGGAUUACGUCGUUCUAUACCUAAAGGAUUACCAUAUUUUUAUGUUGAAUUUGAUAAAUCAGUACAUGCUGGAUAUGCUCAUGUCAUUGAAGAUGAGAAACAGUUUCCUAGGAACUUUGGAAAGGAAAUCAUAGGAGGAAUGCUUGAUAUAGAUUCAAAUAUCCUACGAAAAAACAAAAAAGAAGAUGCACUAAAAAAGUCAUCAGAAGUAGCCAAGUUCGAAAAACUGUGGAAUGAAUUUGUGUCAAAAAAUAUGUAAAUAUAUAUGUAUGAUAUUCACUCACUUUUAAUGAAAUACUGUAAUAAAAUAAGUUAUCACUUUAAA